Toxotes jaculatrix (banded archerfish) is the source of this 2605-nucleotide messenger RNA. It is a transcript of the gene rpn2, whose product is annotated as ribophorin II. Lineage: Eukaryota; Metazoa; Chordata; Actinopteri; Toxotidae. The record is from RefSeq and is a predicted model, not a curated record. Gene Ontology annotation, cellular component: oligosaccharyltransferase complex; membrane. The coding region runs from base 65 to 1960 and encodes 631 amino acids. The transcript has 17 exons. Gene Ontology annotation, biological process: protein N-linked glycosylation.
GCUCGCUCUCUGAGACACCGGAAGCAAUCGUCGGUUUUGGUGACGCUGCAUUAGACUGCAAGACAUGGACCGGUCUAGGCUGUUCGAGUUGUUCCUCCUCAGCCUGGCUCUCUUCAGAGCUCAGGCGCUCACACCGGCGCACCACCUCUCCCUGCCCGAUGUGGCCCGACUGCAGAACGUCUUGAGCCAACAGUUCACCGACCUGGAGUCCGCGUACUACUCCGUUGUUGGCCUGAGCAAACUUGGAGCGUCUGUGCCCGAUCACAAAGAGGUAUGCCAGUUCCUCAAAUCCCAGCUUGAUCCCACUAGUGUUGACUCUAUCUUCUUUGCUGCUGAGACCAGUCAGGCCAUUUCAGGAUGUGAGAUCCCUGUGUCCAAUGAAACCCGUGACAUCCUCCUGGCAGCAGUUAGCGAAGACUCGACCAUGACGCAGAUUCAUCGAGCUGUGAGCGCUCUCAGCUCUCUGGGACUUCCUCUGGCGUCUCAGGAGGUUGUAGGUGCCCUGACUGCUCGCAUCAACAAAGAGGACAACGUUAUGGCUAUCACCUUAGCUCUGCAAACAGCAGCUCGCCUCUCCCAGCAGGCAGAAUUUGGAGGAAUACUGGAGGAAAUUGAGGAUCUGACAGCUCGUUUGGAUGAUCUUGGUGGCAUCUACCUCCAGUUUGAAGAGGGACUUGAAGCAACUGCCAUGUUUGUGACUGCUGCUUAUGCCCUGUCUGAUCAUGUGGACAUGGAGCCCCCUCUCAAAGAGGACCAGGUCAUCCAGCUGGUGAAUUCCAUCUUCAGCAAGAAGUCUUGGGACUCACUGUCUGAGGCCUUCAGUGUGGCAAGUGCCGCUGCUGCUCUCUCCAGUAACCGCUUCCACGUGCCGGUCAUUGUCAGUGCUCAGGGCCCUGCCACAGUGUCCCACAGCCAGCCAACCCUGCAGCUCCUCGUUACUGAUGUCAUGUCUCAACCUCUGGCCUCAGCCAAUGUGCUGGUGGAGUCUGCGUAUGCUGUGGCCUCCAAGAGCAUCAUACUAAGCCAAGCACCCUUCACACUUAAUGAUGGCGUCUUUGAACUGAACUUCAUGUCCAAGCAGCCCGCCAGUGGAUAUUACCAGUUUACCAUUGCAGUGGCUGGGGAUAGCCGACUGGUUGCCAAUCAUGUUGAGCUUAAAGUAAAGGUGUCGACUGAGGUGGCUGUUACUAACAUGGACCUCUCUGUGGUGGAUAAGGACCAGAGCAUCGGCACAAAGACCACCAGAGUGGACUAUCCCUCCAAAGCCAAGAGCUCCUUCACUGCAGACAGCCACCAGAACUUUGCCAUGUCCUUCCAGCUGGUUGAUGUCAACACUGGAGUGGAGCUUACCCCUCACCAGACUUUUGUCCGGCUGCACAAUCAGAAAACUGGCCAAGAGGUUGUGUUUGUGGCUGAACCCGACAGCAAGAAUCUCUACAAGUUUGAGUUGGACACAGCAGAGCGGAAAUCAGAGUUUGACUCCAUCUCCGGGACCUAUUCCCUCUACCUCAUUGUUGGGGACGCAACCUUGGAGAAUCCCAUCUUGUGGAAUGUGGCCGAUGUUGUUCUGAAGUUUGUGGAUGAAGAGGCUCCAGCUACCAUUCAGCCCAAGACCCUUUAUGUUCCCAAACCAGAGAUCCAGCACUUAUUCAGGGAGCCAGAGAAGAAGCCUCCCACUGUGGUCUCCAACACCUUCACUGCUCUCAUCCUGUCUCCCUUCCUGCUCCUGCUCAUCCUGUGGUUUAAGCUCGGAGCCAACAUCUCCAACUUCAGCUUCUCUCCCAGCACCAUUCUGUUCCAUGUAGGACAUGCAGCCAUGCUGGGCCUGAUGUACGUCUACUGGACCCACCUGAACAUGUUCCAGACUCUCAAGUACCUGGCGAUUAUUGGCGGUGUAACCUUCCUCGCCGGGAACCGCAUGCUGGCCCAGAAAGCAGUGAAGAGAAUUGAGAAAAAAUAAGGGCAAGAAAAAUUAAAAGAAGACACUGACGAAGCUCAUUUUUUGUUUCCAAGGAGUCAUUCAGCAAAAUCAGACUUUAAACACGGCAUGGCAGUUCAAGAGUACGAUCAACAGUUUAAACAUGCAGUUUGUCUGUUGCCAAAAGGAAGAAAUUGAGACAUCACUGCGUCUCUGGGGACAAAACGCUCAGUGACAGAUUCUCCCUCUGAGGGCUGUAAAGCUACUGAUCAUUGCACUUCAUCUUCCUGUGAGAUUUGUUUUUCUUAUUGUCCGACAUGCCAGUGUUUUCUAAGUGAGCUGGGAUUUUUAUUUGUGGUUUCUUGAUGGAAUUUGGGUUCAUUUGUGUUUUUUUUUUUGUACAUUCCUCUUUGUUCUAUUGCUCAGUGCUUGUUUCACCUCCUAUCUGAAGAUUUAAGUCGACACGUUUCAGCUGAUAAAACAGCGCUGGCAGUGGCACUGACACUUGGAUCGUUACUAACUCUGCCACUGUGUUUGCCUGUUUGGUGCAUCGGGUGUGUAGGAGGAGCAGCAGGCUCACAUUUGAUACAGAGUUUACGUCCCCCACAAAAAUUGUUAAUAGUAAAAUCUGGGCAAUUUGAUGAUGUUUUUGUAAUGAAGAGGAGGAAAUAAAGAAAUUGAGGUGAA